Molecule: messenger RNA, 1301 nt
Organism: Geodia barretti
Lineage: Eukaryota; Metazoa; Porifera; Demospongiae; Tetractinellida; Geodiidae
Source: the annotation of a GenBank genome assembly
UGACGGCGAAUUUCGCUUGGAAACUCAUUGCCAUAAACCUCUCCGAAAUGUUCUGCUGUUGCCUCAGUGUUCCUGUUUUUCUCGUCAUUACAGCGAUACACUCUGGAGGAGCAAGAUUCGCAGAGAGUCCGAGGGACCAGGAGCCAGUGGAGGGGAGCUCUUUUUCCGUCACGUGCUCGGCCGUCGGAGCUCUGUUCCUGGUGUGGUACAAGGAGGGCAGCAUCAUCCCCGGCAGCAGUCAGGACUACAACCAGAGCAGUGUAGCUGUUGGCAGCACCACACUGAGUGUGUCUGCAGCCAUCCACUCGGUUCACACGGGGAACUACGAAUGUUUGGUCUUUUUCCCCGACACCAGCAUGGACAGUGCACCUUUCAGCGUCAAUGUCAAAUAUAUCGAUUCGGUCAUUGGCAUCCGAUUAGCAGUCUCAGGUUCCAACUGCUCAGUUGCUGGGGGGAUUGACGUACCUGCUGGCUGUCAACUGAGUUUCCACUGCAACCCUCCUGACGGGUAUCCAAACACCACACUGGUGUGGUACAGAAAUGGUGACAUCUUGCAACGGACAAAGAGAGUGGAAAUUUCAGAAGAUGAUAGAGGUUUAACGAUCGGGGAUGCUUUGUUUGAAGACUCUGGCAGCUACCAGUGCAGAGCAAGCAACGGCAUUGGAAUUACUAGACACUCGCAAACACUCACUGUCUUGGUCAGAGGUGCAGGUCGUGGAUUGAGGUUUCUGGAGAGAGAGAACAUGUCUUCUUGUGAGGCUGGGUCUGCAGCGAGUGUGGCUGAGGGAGGAAUACUCCAACUGAGCUGCUGCAUAGUGGAUGCUGUGGGAAUUGUGGAGUUUCAGUGGCUUUUGGCGGGGAGAACAAAGCUGGUGGAGGGAGGCAGACUAAGCAUAAUCUCCACAGGCAACAGCUCAACUCUGCAGGUUCUUGGAGCAGCUGUGGAGGAUGAAGGAGUGUACUGCUGUAUUGCCAGUGAUCACCUCAGCACCAUCAAAAGGAACGUCUCUGUGAGCGUAAUGGUCCACAGAGCGAUAGUGGAGUGGCCUCCACCAGAGGUCCAGGGGAGAGAAGGAGACAGAGCUCAGUUUGACUGCAUUGCCUCAGGCCGACCCGUCCCAGUUGUCAUCUGGUUAUUCCAGUCAACUCCUGUUCCCACAUCCCCAGCUGGCACGGGGCUCUGUGAUAUGGGGAAUGGAUCUCUCCUCAUUCCAGUCCUCCAGCAACGGCACUCAGGGACCUACCUCUGCAUGCUGAAAGACCCACCACUCGACAUUCGCAGCUUCUCCCUCACAGUGGAA